Messenger RNA from Paecilomyces variotii, 1365 nucleotides. RefSeq names its product putative 1,3-beta-glucanosyltransferase. NCBI's taxonomy places the organism in Eukaryota, Fungi, Ascomycota, Eurotiomycetes, Eurotiales, Thermoascaceae. Gene Ontology annotation, biological process: fungal-type cell wall (1->3)-beta-D-glucan biosynthetic process. The transcript has 3 exons. Gene Ontology annotation, molecular function: 1,3-beta-glucanosyltransferase activity. The record is from RefSeq and is a predicted model, not a curated record. Gene Ontology annotation, cellular component: fungal-type cell wall; cytoplasm. Bases 1 to 1365 code for a protein of 454 amino acids.
AUGUUGGCCUCCCCGUAUUCGUUGGCCAUGGCCGGCUAUUCUUUGCUGUUUAUCUGCCUCCAGUCGCUGCAUGUUAUGGCUAUUCCAACUCUUUCUGCGGUGGGCUCUAAGUUCUUUACUUCUGACGGAGACCAAUUCUUUAUCAAGGGUGUCGCCUAUCAAUUGGUCCCCGAAGAUCCUCUGAUCGACACCGAACAAUGCAAGCUCGAUGCUUCCUUGAUGAAGGAGCUGGGCGCCAAUACAAUCCGUGUGUACCAUGUGGACGCCGAUGGAGACCACAAGGGUUGUAUGUCGGCCUUUGCAGAUGCGGGAAUCUAUCUGUUCGUUGAUCUCGACACCUUCGAUACGCAGAUAGAGCAGACAUCGCCCCAUUGGAACAAUAACCAGUUCGAGUCCUUCAAGAAGGUCCUUGACGAGUUCCAGCAAUACGACAACACUGCGGGUGUUUUCGUCGGUAACGAGGUUCUCACUACGGAUCAGGGCUCCCCAGCAGCUCCUUACGUCCUGGCCGCAGCCCGUGACAUCAAGGCCUACCGCGACUCCAAGGGCUACCGAAAGAUUCCAGUCGGGUACUCUGCCGCAGAUAUCGCUCAGCUGCGUCCCAUGCUCCAGAAUUACAUGGCAUGCUCGAGCAAUGCCUCUGAAAGACUGGACUUCUUCUCUCUCAAUGCCUAUGAAUGGUGCGGCGAUUCGUCAUACUCUACGUCCGGCUACAGCGAGCUCCAGAAGAACGCAACAGACUACCCUAUUCCGAUCUUCUUUUCCGAGACAGGCUGUAACACGCCUGCUCCUCGUACUUUCCAGGAUCAAGCCGCUAUCUUCGGCCCUGAGAUGUCGGGUACUUGGUCUGGCGCGAUUAUCUACGAGUGGAUCGAGGAAGCGAACAACUACGGCCUCGUCAACUAUGGUCCUUACAAUCCAAAUGCCGGAACGAAUUCUAUCGUUCAGGACGGAUACACGCGACAGGGUACUCCCACGCCCAUAUCGCCUGACUUCACCAACCUGAAGUCUCAAUGGGCUACCCUCUCCCCGACGGGCGUUGCCCUAUCGGAAUACUCGGCCUCCGCAAAUAAAGUGACAUUCCCUCCUUGCCCAGCUUCGACAUCCGGAGGAUGGCAAGUCAAUCCUUCAUCCCCCCUGCCCACUCUCGGCCAGACGCUGGGCAAGGAAGCUAGUCAGCCAACGAAUACGGCUUCAGCCUCGGGCACUGGAGCCUCCGCCACAAAGACUGAUGCUAGUUCCACGUCGUCGGCCAAGAGCGGUGCUGCCAUCCGUGCCACCGUUGCUGGACCGAAUCCUGGCGAUGGCCUGGGCAGCAUUGCUGCGCUCUGUGGUCUUGUUGGUAUUGUCAGCUUCUUAUUGUAA